Molossus molossus (Pallas's mastiff bat) is the source of this 4365-nucleotide messenger RNA. RefSeq names its product ataxin 7 like 1 (gene ATXN7L1). Bases 1 to 2571 code for a protein of 856 amino acids. The transcript has 12 exons. The record is from RefSeq and is a predicted model, not a curated record. Lineage: Eukaryota; Metazoa; Chordata; Mammalia; Chiroptera; Molossidae.
AUGACGUCGGAGCGUUCUCGAAUCCCGUGUCUCUCGGCUGCUGCUGCCGAAGGAACAGGGAAAAAGCAACAAGAAGGAAGAGCAAUGGCGACACUGGAUCGCAAAGUGCCCAGUCCGGAGGCGUUUCUGGGCAAACCCUGGUCCUCCUGGAUCGACGCCGCCAAAUUACACUGCUCCGACAAUAUAGAUUUAGAAGAGGCUGGAAAAGAGGGUGGAAAAAGCAGGGAGGUUAUGAGGCUUAAUAAAGAAGAUAUGCACUUAUUUGGCCAUUAUCCAGCACAUGACGACUUCUAUCUCGUAGUGUGCAGUGCCUGUAAUCAGGUCGUCAAGCCCCAGGUUUUCCAGUCGCACUGCGAGAGAAGACACGGUUCAAUGUGCAGACCUCCCCCCUCUCCAGCAUCUCCACCUUCCAAUCCCAGGACAUCACUAGCACAGGUGAAAGCAAAAGCCUGUUUCAGCGGCCAUAACUCUGCCAGCAGCACCUCAAAGCCAUUCAAAACGCCCAAAGACAAUCUACUUACCUCCAGCAGCAAACAGCACACAGUCUUUUCUGCAAAAGGAUCAAGGGACAAACCAUGCGUUCCAGUUCCUGUAGUCAGUUUAGAGAAAAUUCCUAACCUAGUGAAGGCAGAUGGUGCCAAUGUCAAAAUGAAUUCUACAACCACUGCUUCAGUCAAUGCCUGCUCCACCUCAUCCUCAGCUGUCUCCACCCCACCCUUAAUUAAGCCGGUCUUGAUGUCCAAGUCAGUGCCACCUUCCCCAGAGAAGAUCUUAAAUGGCAAAGGAAUUUUGUCUGCCACAAUAGACAAGAAACACCAAAAUGGCACCAAAAAUAACAACAAGCCUUACAGGAGACUUUCAGAGAGAGAAUUUGACCCAAAUAAACACUGUGGAGUAUUGGAUCCCGAGACAAAGAAACCUUGCACAAGAUCCCUCACCUGCAAGACACAUUCACUAAGCCAUCGGAGGGCAGUCCCGGGCCGGAAAAAGCAAUUUGACCUCCUUCUGGCGGAACACAAAGCCAAGUCCCGGGAAAAAGAAGUUAAAGAUAAAGAGCAUCUUCUGACUUCAGCGAGGGAAGUACUUCCAAACCAAACCGGGCAGGCACAGGACCCUCUGCCAGGAUCUUCAGGGAGCUCUGGGCCAGAACCUAAAGUCACAUCUCCUGCAAAAUCCAGGCCACCCAACUCUGUGCUGCCUAGACCAUCAUCUGCCAAUAGCAUAAGCAGCACCACAUCUUCAAAUCACAGUGGCUGCCCUCUGGAACCCCCUCUGCCCCCAGCUGGAGGUGACCUCGCCAGCCGACUGUCAAGUGAUGAAGGGGAGAUGGACGGAGCUGACGAAUCCGAGAAGUUAGACUAUCAAUUCUCCACCCAUCACCCUAGACCUCUUGCGUUUUGCUCUUUUGGGAGUCGCCUCAUGGGACGAGGGUACUAUGUGUUUGAUAGAAGAUGGGAUCGUUUUCGAUUCGCACUAAACUCCAUGGUAGAAAAACACUUGAAUUCACAGAUGUGGAAGAAGAUCCCUCCUGCGGCAGAUAGCCCCAUGCCCUCGCCAGCAGCCCACAUCACCGCCCCUGUUCCAGCACCCGUUUCACAGCCUUUCAGCAGCCCCAGUGCUAUGUAUCUUCCUUCAGCUCCCAUCAGCUCAAGGCUCACCUCUUCUUACAUAAUGACAUCAGCCAUGCUCUCAAACGCAGCUUUUGUGACAUCGCCGGACCCAAGCGCCCUCAUGUCACACACCACAGCUUUCCCUCAUGUGGCUGCAACCCUCAGCAUCAUGGACUCAACCUUCAAGGCCCCAUCCACCGUGUCCCCGAUACCAGCCGUCAUCCCUUCCCCAUCCCACAAGCCAUCCAAAACCAAAACCAGCAAAUCCUCAAAAGUCAAAGACCUGUCUGCCCGUAGCGACGAGUCUCCAAGUAACAAAAAGAGGAAGCCGCAGUCCUCGACUUCCUCCUCCUCCUCAUUCCCCUUGCAGACAUCCCUCUCGUCUCCAUUAUCAGGGCCCCACAAAAAGAACUGUGUUUUGAAUGCCAGUUCAGCUUUGAACUCCUAUCAGGCGGCUCUUCCCUAUAACAGUCUGUCCGUGCACAGCUCAAACAAUGGGGUGAGCCCACUCAGUGCCAAACUGGAGCCCUCAGGACGGACCUCGCUGCCCAGCGGCCCGGCGGACAUAGGGAGACACAUGGGCUCGGUGGGCAGCAGCAGUGACCCCUGUCCCCUCUCGGUGCCCUCCCUUGCAGGAGACCUCUCUUUGGCCCCACACAAUGCCGUGUCUUCUCUGCCCCUCUCUUUUGACAAAUCAGAAGGAAAAAAGCGUAAGAACUCAAGUUCUAGUAGCAAAGCCUGUAAAAUCACUAAAAUGCCUGGUAUGAAUAGUGUUCACAAAAAGAACCCACCCAGCCUUCUCACGAUGAUGCCCGAUCCCGUUAACAGCACCUCCUCUCGGCAGGUUGGGAAAAAUAGCAGCCUAGCUUUAUCACAAUCCAGCCCUUCAAGCAUAUCCAGCCCAGGACACAGCCGACAGAAGACCACAAACAGGACGGGCAGGAUAAGGACUCUUCCAUAACAAGACUAUGAAGCCACUUCCAAACCAAUGUCUGGCCACCCAGUCCCAGCCCCAGAGGCCAAGUCGGGGAGGGGAGUGGGCAGUGGGGGAAUCCAUUUCCUGGGCCCUGCCUGUGGCUCUGGCCUUUCUUUUUCUUUUUUUAAUGACCAAUUUUUAGUUUUGGAGAAAAAGAAAAAGGCAAAAGAACGUGAAUUUGAGAUUUACAGAAAACAAUACCAGUGUUUUGUUUUCUUUGUCUUUCAUUUGCCACACAUACACAUUCUUCCAGUCCUGGGGUCACUCCUCCAGCUUCUGAUUCAGCUGCUGCACCUGGUUUUGCUCCAGCCAGAAGAGCAGACAGUGCCGGACGCCAGCUCCUGGUGGCAUCGUGGGGAGCUCUUGAACUUGAGCACACGCAGUGCUCCUUUCCUUUCCAGUCCUCACCACCCAUCCCUCUCCUCCUCCCUGCCACUCACUGGGUCCCCAAGACCACCAGAAGAAGCUGCCUCUCAUAAGCUGGCCUCUGGACAGUGCCCUGGGAGAGGGGCUUUGCUGUGGAGCAGCCUGUGUUUGGGGAGCAGAGAGCAGAGGCAGGAGGGUAGCCAAGUGCACUCAGCAGGUUUCCGUAGCGCACCAGCACUGGAGCCCAUGCUGAGAAGAGGAACCUUUUAAUGAUGUGGUUUACCCCGUACCACUGUCCAGCUAUGCAGCUCAGAGAGGAUAUAUUGGGCCAGGUCUGCAACAGGCCGGGGAGGUGGCAGGAAGCAGCGAAUGAGGGUAGGAGAUAGCCCUCAAAAGAUAGUCAGACCUGGAUGCCUGAGGUCAUCUGAAUUUGUUAGGAAUCCAUGCUGCAAAAUCCCUUCCCGGGUGCCACAUACAAGGUCCCAAAGCUGAGCAAGCCAGAGUGAAACGUCCCAAGGGAAUGGGUGGGAGACCCCAGGAAGCCACUGUGAAGAAGGUAAAGUGCCCACAGCUGUGGAGAUGCUCGAGCCUCCCUCCAGGGCUAGGCAAGAGGAGAAAAAGGAAGGGAAGGAAGGGCCUAGGGGAAAGCUUCCAUGGAGGGCUAUGUGUCAUACCUCUGGUGAGAAUGAAUACCAGCAUGGUUCACCCAUCUCUGUGCCCUGGGCCACAAGGUCCUGGGAAUCAGGGCACCCAUACAGCAAGUAUGCUGGGUUAUCAGAGGCUCCAACUCAGAUACAGCCACCCCAGCAAGCUGCUGGUGGCACAGCCAAGCUGCUGCCUAGUGAGGAAUAGCCACUGGGAAGAGAGAAGCUGGAGCCCUGCAGCUAUGAAAUUGUUCACACUGGAAUUUUGAAAGAAACAUCAAUACUGUGAGCUCUUAUCAGGAAUCAUAGUCAGGAAAGGAACUCGCAAUAUAAAAGAAAUGUUCUGUGCUAUUUAUCAUGUAACUUUGCAAACAAUAUAACAGCACAGAUACUAGGAGUUUCACUUCGUCCCUAAAUCAGAAAUGAAAGCCAGUUUUUCAGCUGGACACAAACCCUCAUUUCCACCCCGAAGUUUUCUCUUCUCUCUAUCCCCCAACCCAAAGAUCAGACUACUGCUAAGUUUCACCACAGAAUUGAAUUUCACUAAGACGGGAGGCAAGUGGAGUGAUUUGCAUCAAUGAAAUUGCACUGACAGUGUUUCUUAUAGGAUUACUACAAUUUUUUAAUAUAAAGAUUUUUUUUAAAAUCAUGAGUUGGUAUUAGGUACCAGGACAUUAGUUCAGAUUAUUUCAUUUUUAUUUCUACAGUGUUAAAGUGCACUUAUAUGCUGGUUUAUUUACAUCUUGGGGAAAAGAGACUGCAAAUUGAA